CGGGUGACGUAGCGGGCCCGGGCCCCGCCCCUGGCGCCUACGCGGCGCCUGCCGGGACGGGCCGGGGGGAGUGGGAGGACUGACUGGGAGGACCGAUGGUGGCUCCGGGCGGCAGCAGGAGCAGGUGAGGGUUCGAGGCGCUCGCUGGCUCGGCUCGGGGCGGAUGAGGGAUGAGGGAUGAGGGUGCCCAGCUAGGCACCUUCUUGUGAUGCCCAAGUACAAUGGCUUCAAGCCAUAGUUCUCCACCAGUGCUCCGACCAAGCAGCAGUGAUGGAAAGUUCAAAAAGGAAAUGGACCCAUCUAAAAAGUCUUUCAAAGCUGUUCGAUCAUUACCAGAUGUCUGUCCCAAGGAGCCAACAGGCGAUUCUAGCAGUUUAUGCGACAGCCCAUCAGUGGUGGCAGAUCAGCAUCGGUGGACUGUGUAUCAUUCCAAAGUGAACCUUCCAGCAGCACUGAAUGACCCAAGACUGUCCAAAAGGGAAUCUGAUUUCUUCACAAAAACAUGGGGACUGGAUUUUAUGGAGACCGAAGUUAUGCCUUCCUUCUACCUCCCACUAAUCGCCAAGGAUCACUUUGCUCCCUACCUACACGAUAUGACUUUGCGACAAAAGAUUCAUGAGAAGUGCAAGAAAAUCUGCCCACUGAAGGAUGGACUAAACCAAACACUUGCACCAGUUGUACACAACCACGACAGAUCAAGGACAGAUUUGGAUCAAGUACCUAAGAUAUUUUUGAAGUCUGACUUUGCUCUGGAAGAUCCUUUAACAUUUUCUACUGUUUUGCCUUGGUCACAUUUCAGUGGCCAACAUGGAGCCAGUGGGAAGGGGGCUCGUGAUGGAGCAUCGUCAAGGUUAUUGCAAGAAAAGCUAACACAUUAUUUAGAUGUUGUGGAAGUGAAUAUAGCCCACCAGAUUUCUCUCCGAUCUGAUGCCUUUUUUCACGCUAUGACUUCUCAACAUGAACUGCAGGACUACCUCACCAAAACCUCGCAAGCCGUAAAAAUGCUUCGUGAUAAAAUUGCCCAGAUUGACAAAGUAAUGUGCGAAGGAUCUUUGCAAAUUUUGAGACUUGCUGUGACUAGAAAUAACUGUGUAAAAAUGUACAACAAACUAAAGUUAAUGGCCACUGUUCACCAAACACAGCCCACAGUACAAUUAUUGCUGUCAACCUCAGAGUUUGUUGGGGCACUGGACCUAAUUGCAACAACACAGGAGGUGCUACAACAGGAACUUCAGGGGAUUCAUAGUUUCAGGCACCUUGGUUCACAACUGUGCGAGUUGGAAAGACUCAUAGAUAAGAUGAUGAUAGCAGAUUUUUCUACAUAUGCUCAUAGUGACUUAAAUAGGCCCUUGGAAGAUGAUCAGUUGCUAGAAGAGGAACGGUUGAUUUCUUUGGUAUUUGGGUUACUAAGACAAAGGAAGCUCGACUUUCUGGACAUCUAUCAUGAAGAGAUGAUUGCAGCUGCAAAGAACAUAAUUAAACAGUGUGUGGUUGAAACAAUUGCACAAAUGGAAGAAAUUGACACAGAAGUUGUCCUGAAGCUUGCUGACCAAAUGAGAAUGCUCAAUUUUCCUCAGUGGUUGGACCUUCUGAAAAACAUCUUUGCAAGUUUUAUUCACUUCCUGAAGCGGGUUAAGGGAACAGUGAGUACCAUUCGCAAUGUCGUCUUCCUGGUAUUGGAUAAGAGCCGGGAAAAAUGCAGAGAACUAGAACUUGUAACUAGUCAAAAGACUCCUGUUUUGGGUCACACUUUGGAUACAGAAGUGGCCUAUUUGACUCAUGAAGGCAUGUUUAUUAGUGAUGCGUACAAUGAGAGAGAACUGUCUUCACCUGGAGUAGAAACUGAAUCACAGAGGACAGCUUACCAAAGUAGUGACCCAUGUGGCAGUGAUUCGACAUCGGAAGCAGAGUGUGCAACUGAUUCCUCCUCCAGUAAGGAGCAAACAUCAUCUUCAGCCACACCAGGAGGGCUAGACAUCUUAGUUGGUGAUGAUUUGCAACUGACAGAUUUAGAACUUGGCAGAGUUGCCAAUAACCUUCAAGAGCUUCUCUACAGUGCUUCUGACAUCUGCCAUGACCGAUGUGUUAAGUUUCUUAUGGCGAGAGCUAAGGAUGGUUUUCUGGAAAAGCUGAACUCCUCUGAGUUUGUGGCACUGUCACGAACAGUGGAAACGUUUGUCCAGGAAACAGAAAGGAUAUGCAGCAGACGCAGCAUGUCCCUCCGGGGAGCCCUGCAAAGCCAGGCCAAUAAAUUCGUCAACAGGUUCCAUGAAGAGCGGAAGACAAAACUUGGUCUUCUGUUGGAUAAUGAGCGAUGGAAACAGGCUGAAGUUCCAGCUGAGUUUCAGGACUUGGUCAAUUCCAUUGAGGAUGGAGUGAUUGCUUUACCAGAGAAAAAAGCAACAGUUCCACAAGAAAGAAAGCCGGCUGAUUUUCUGUUUGUUGAUGGGCAGAAAUAUGCUGUAGUAGGGACUGUUUUGCUGUUAAUAAGAAUUAUAUUUGAAUACUGUCAGUGUGUAGAUGACAUUCCUUCCAUUACUACUGACAUGCUUACUCGCCUCUCAGAUUUAUUAAAGCAUUUUAAUUCUCGAAGCUGUCAGCUUGUGCUUGGAGCAGGUGCCUUGCAGGUGGUAGGAUUGAAAACAAUAACUACGAAAAAUCUAGGUAUUGCCUCUCGUUGUUUGACAGCCUCAUAGUGACCAGAUGGUAAA
Messenger RNA from Chiloscyllium plagiosum (whitespotted bambooshark), 2711 nucleotides. The record is from RefSeq and is a predicted model, not a curated record. Lineage: Eukaryota; Metazoa; Chordata; Chondrichthyes; Orectolobiformes; Hemiscylliidae.